CCCCUCGAUGGUGGCGGCGCGGGGAGGGAACUGCGCAUGCGCAGAGGGGGGGGGGGAGGCGCCAACGGCACCGCGCGUGCGCAGAGCGAGGCCCCGCCUCCCCUCCCUCACAACCGCCAGCAGCAGAUUCGCCACGAUCCCCGCCGGGUUCGAACAAAACAAAACUCAAAUAAAACCACGAGAGGGGCGAGGAAAACACAAAAAAAGAUUAAAAAUUAAAAAAUGUUCAAAACCGGGGAAAAACGGGGAAAAAAAGGUGGAAAAACCGCGUGGCGAAAGUGCGGGAGGAGGGAGGUGGCGGCAGAUUCGUCACGGCUCGCGGGCCGCUUUUCCCUCCUGAAGCUUGAGAGUGAAAUCUGCGCUCGGAUUUAAUUUCUCCGCGUUUUUUUUGGGGAGAUUUGGGGCCUUUUCGGGAGUUUUUUGGUGGAGAAAGAAGGAAAAUAAAAAAGGGGAUUGGUGUGGAAAGUGCGGUGAGGCGGUUGAGAUCUCGCGAGAGCGGCGAGGGCGAGACUUCCGGCCUUGGCUCCGCCCCCUUCCCCCCCCCAGCCGCGACCGGCGGCGGCUCCGGGACCGCGGGAAAAAAAAACGCCAAAAACGCCAAAAACUUCGAAUUUUAACCCAAAAAUCAUCGCCGGAUCCUUCUCGGGCUGCCGGGAAACUCCCCCGGGGCUCCCGGAGGCGGCGGAGGAGGCGGCGGGAGGGUCAAUGACUGGGGGGGAUGGAGCCCGAGGCGGGGGGUGACGCCCCCAGGACCCCCAGCGUCCCCUGGCGCAGCUACAAACUGGUGCUGGACCCCGCCCUGCGCCGGGGAGGCCAGAAACUCUACAGAUACGAUGGAGUGCACUUCAGCGUGCCUGAUUCGGGGUUCCCCCCGGCCGGGCCGGUGCAGGAUCCACGACCCCGAAGGAUUUGGGCCAAACACCGAGACCUGUCCCUGCCUGUCCCCAAAUUCAAGCUGGACGAGUUCUACGUGGGCCAGGUGCCCCUGAAGGAAGUGACCUUCGCCCGCCUCAACGACAACAUCCGCGAGGGUUUCCUGCGGGAGAUGUGCCGGAAAUUCGGGGAGGUGGAGGAGGUCGAGGUGUUGCUACACCCCAAAACCCGCAAACACCUGGGGCUGGCCCGCGUCACCUUCGGCAGCUCCCGCGGCGCCCGCGACACCGUCAGGCACCUGCACAACGCCACGGUGAUGGGAACAGCCAUCCACGCACAGCUCGACGUCAGGGGGCAGCAGAGGAUGAAGCUGUACGAGCUGAUCGUCAGCGGCUCCUACACCCCCCAGACCGUUCCCACGGGGGGCGGAAAAACCUCGGGGGAGCGGGGGGGCACG
Molecule: messenger RNA, 1330 nt
Organism: Poecile atricapillus (Black-capped chickadee)
Lineage: Eukaryota; Metazoa; Chordata; Aves; Passeriformes; Paridae
Product: histone-lysine N-methyltransferase SETD1A-like
Exons: 5
Cellular component (GO): Set1C/COMPASS complex
Molecular function (GO): RNA binding; histone H3K4 methyltransferase activity
Source: RefSeq, a predicted model, not a curated record